Mixia osmundae IAM 14324 is the source of this 975-nucleotide messenger RNA. RefSeq lists its product as uncharacterized. The coding region runs from base 1 to 975 and encodes 324 amino acids. The transcript has 4 exons. The record is from RefSeq and is a predicted model, not a curated record. NCBI's taxonomy places the organism in Eukaryota, Fungi, Basidiomycota, Mixiomycetes, Mixiales, Mixiaceae.
AUGCCCAUCAGCCCGGCAUGGUUACUCCCGACCAACAUCCAAGCAGAGCUACCGGCACAGGCCCGCCAGACUUUGCCUGGCCAUGUAUUUGCAAUCAACGGAACGAUCACGUCUCUGAUGUGCUUCCAUCUCGCGCUCAAUUCGCUCAAGCAGCACUAUGACCUCGAACAAUGGAGUGCGCCGGACUCGCAACUCGAUCAUGAUGAUCAUCCGACCCAGCAUGCCAAGUUGCCUGCGCGAAUCCUCAUCGUCUUUCCUGAUCGCGCCGAUAUACAUGUCAACCUCGUCAAAGAGAACGAAUCUUGGCUCAGUGAGGAAGGCGGCAAGGGCCAUCUGCGCAGAUUGCUACGCCGUAUCGAGCUCAGGUUUUGCCCGACGGCUACGCACUAUCGCUUCUUCCUUUCCUCACUCGUGCUAGCACACACUGGCAAAGCGAACGCUGUCCCUCCUGGCCUCGUGCAAAUCAUUCUCUGCAACCCUUCGGCCUAUCUCGACGACCCCGAGAUCACUUCAGCUUCGGCGUAUGGUGCCCUCGUCGCGCUUGCCGUCAACUGUGUAGCCCAGCUCUCGACGCCAGAUCAACAAGUCGACCUAGCGAUUCUCGACACACAAGCUCACACGCUCGACCUACCUGUCGUCGCGCCUGCCCUCAGCUCAAAAAUACCCGCAAAUUCACCGACACCGAGCGGAAAUCGGACCAGAGAACCGCGCUUGCCUGCUGGGAACAUCUCGGACCAUUUCGCGGAUUGGAGCGUGAGCAUCACCGGAGAUCCGGUUGCUCAGCCCAGCACGACGCCAGUCGCCGAUGGUCAGGACGGCAGUCAUCUCGCUGGCACCUACACAAUCAGCGCGAAAGCUUGCUCGGCUUCCGCUAAGCAUGCAGAUCGCAUGACAUCCUGGCGUUUUCGACUCGUAUCGGACGACAGCGAGCUUGGAUUUGGCUGGCGCAACCGACUCCGCUUCAUCAAAGAAUGA